Penicillium taxi is the source of this 636-nucleotide messenger RNA. RefSeq lists its product as uncharacterized. The record is from RefSeq and is a predicted model, not a curated record. The coding region runs from base 1 to 636 and encodes 211 amino acids. Lineage: Eukaryota; Fungi; Ascomycota; Eurotiomycetes; Eurotiales; Aspergillaceae. The transcript is spliced from 3 exons.
AUGGUUCUAAUUUCGUCUAAAAGACUCAUUCAGAUCCAUGCUGUGCUUCUGAUCACCAUUGCCGGGUACCUGAUCAAAGACCCGGUGGUGAUCACUAACUCCAACAUCGUGUUCAUGAUGGGAGAGGCACUGGGUAUUGAUUUCCCUGUUAAUAAAUCCACCACACAAUCGCCUUACGUCUUUUGUUCUGUUCUGCUCUUCAGCGAAGCCCUCGUCGACAUUGUUCUCCUCUCCAGCCUGCCCUAUCGCAAUGCCUUGACCGAAGCUUUGCCUUAUAUCCGACCUCUACGCAAUGGAAAUCUUGCAUCGGAGGACCUCCAGAUUUUGGAUAAGUUGCCGGAGUACAUCACGAGGUCUCUGACCACAUACUGGAAUGUUUGGACCAGCGUUGCCGGGAUCAGAUCGUUCAUGUACGCCGCGCUUAGCAUAUUUAUCUAUUCGAGCAAGGGUGGAAAUGCUGCUGUCUCUUAUUCUGCCACCUCUGCGGUCUUCGGACUUGAUCAGUUGAAGACCCGCGUGGUCUUUACAUUUGGCUUUUUGGAAAUGAUGUUUUGGUUCUGGGGCUUCGCAAUCCUUCGCCAGGAGCGACAGGAGAGACUGACCGAUCUGUUGGAGGAUGCCACCAAGGACAGAUAA